AUGGAUUUUAUUAAAACCUUAUGCAAAUCUUCCCGCGAUCUGCGCAAACCUCCAGUAGACUCAUCAACCUCCCGUCGAGUCGUAUACACUUGCGACUCUGAAAAACAGCCUAGCUCUACAAGCAAGCAUUCACUCGUCUCUAUCGUCGCUUCAAACGCUUCCAGUACAACCUCCGAUCAAGUUGUAACUACUACUGUAUCCAAGUCUGAAGCCAGUGGCAAUUCCAACAGAACUGGUGACCGUAUUUCCGGUUUGGUAGGGACUAGCAUUAUGGCCAGCAAGAUUGUCUCAUCUACCGUUUCAACCUCUUCUUUAACCUUGAGACCACAAGGCAAACGACGACGGUCCAGUAAAGAUGCAGAGUCCUCAGCAGCAAAUGAGAUCUCAAGCCAUGUUAGUGGGAAGCCUGUUUUGAUCAAUGAUCCCGAUAAGGAGCGAAUACUUAAAUAUCAAGUGUGUUUUUUACAACAACACUUCUUAAAAUUCCCCUAA
This is a messenger RNA of Protopolystoma xenopodis, 492 nucleotides long. The record is from the annotation of a GenBank genome assembly. Lineage: Eukaryota; Metazoa; Platyhelminthes; Monogenea; Polystomatidea; Polystomatidae.